Hyphopichia burtonii NRRL Y-1933 is the source of this 2926-nucleotide messenger RNA. It is a transcript of the gene RAD9, whose product is annotated as chromatin-binding protein. The annotation marks the transcript as partial. The record is from RefSeq and is a predicted model, not a curated record. The transcript has a single exon. NCBI's taxonomy places the organism in Eukaryota, Fungi, Ascomycota, Pichiomycetes, Serinales, Debaryomycetaceae.
CUUCAAUGAUAGUCACAUAGAACCAGAGUAAGUACGAAGUGACGAGUCAUUUAUGUCGACAGAAGAUACAAGUACUCUGGGUACUUAUAUAGAUGAUCCAGUGUCAAACAAUCAACAUGAUCCUACGUUACUAAUACAAAAUGAUACUGAUGGAGAGGAUAUGAAUAACAGUCUUGUGUUCGCCAAUGAUUCCAAUAUAGAUUUAAAUAAAAGGGAAAAAAGUCUGCAAGUGAAAGAUACAGAUAAACCAAUAUUAGAGACCGAUUCAAGCAUGUUAUUCUCACCUACCCAGCGAGAUACUUCGAGUGACCAUAAGUCAGCACCAACUCAGGUAGAUAACUUGAACUAUAAUUCCAAUGAGCAAGUUGGGGAUACACUAGAAGACGAUGAUGGUGGUGUAAACGGUGGGUCGUUUACUCAACGACUAAAUGUUCCUAGCCAAAAAUCUUUAGAUAAUAGAAGAGCUCAAUCAAGUAUUAGUCGGUCUCCAUACAAGGAUGUAACAACAGCUCCAAGAAAGCUUCAUACUUAUUCGCCCGGAAAUAAUUCAAAUCUGAAUUUCGAAGAUACUCAAAGAAUCAAUGACAACUUAACUAACACUGCUCUCAGUAAUAAUGAGAAUGCUAAAGGGACUCAGAUGAUUUCUGGCCUAAAGUACAAUACCCAGACAUCUAACGAUCAAGAAAGGAGCCACGUCGUAACUUAUUUACCAGAGACUCAAAUAAUAAACCAGCCCGAAACCCAGCUCACCGAAAUUUAUCCUGAUACACAAGCUCUACGCAAUCAGCCUGACACCCAAGUGAUAAAUAAUGACAGACCCCAUACGAGAGAACCUUACAAAAAUGAUGGAGAAACUCAAAUAAUGACGAAUGGAGAAAAGAACUCUUCAGUCAAAUGUAAUGGUGUUGAAACGAUAGAACAUAACGACGAUACGCAACGUGUGAACUUUGAAAACUCAUUCACUCAAACAAAUAGUCCCCUAAAUCCACUCAGCAAUAAUGAAUUAUCUUAUACUCCUAAUAAAGCUAACGAUAAUAAUCGUAUACCAUUUUAUGAUUCUCCUGGCGAUAAAAUCAUUGAAAUUCAAGUUCCUAAUACUACUGAAAAGAAUUCAAAAUCUGUAACGCAGGUCGUUAACACGCAAGAAGAAAUGAUGGAUGAGACAUUUAGAAAAGUUGAUUUGGGAUCAAAGCCUGUGUAUUCAAGUAGUCAAAGAAUACCAGGUGCUGAUGAUAGAGAUAUUGCAAUAAAAUCAGAUGAUGAUCAAGAUUUGAUCAAUGAUGACAGCGGUCUUCUUUUCGAAGAUAGUAUGCUUACCAAUAAGCUUAUGACCAAAAAGAGGAAAAGAUCCGGGAAUGAACAAAACCAAAAUAAGAAUAUUAGAUUAGACUUUUCUGAGAAAACCACUUUAUCUAAGGCUGAUAGCUCAUUCGAUCUUAAAGCCUCUGCUGAUGUACCAAGUGAAGAUGUUUCAGCAAAUUAUGGAUCUAAAAAGGACGAAGAAACUUCGCAGAAGAAUAUUAGGGUCCUUCCAUCUUCACCAACAAAGGAAAGUCUUGAAUCAACUGAAUUAUCUGACUUGAGUCAGUCAGUUAAUGAUAUACAAAUCGAAGUGGGGUCGACACAGGAUGUUACUUCAGGAAUGGAAGAUCUGGAAGAACACAGAUCAGAUGCCGAAGAAGACCAUAUGGUAAUUACAAGAAAUAGAAGAAACACUCGUCAGAAGUAUGUUAUACAAUCACAAAAUGAUACAACAAAGGCUGAAUCAUCGGGUGUUGAUCCAAGUUCUAAUGAUCCUUCACAUCUUACUCAAGACAAUAAAAGCCCGAUAGAGAUAUUACGCAAAGAAACCCUGAAUUCUAUCCCGGAAAGUCUGAUUAAACAUAUUAGUAGUACGUUUGCUAUGUAUAAAUUUAAAAUAUAUCCAGGUAUAAUCACUGACAGUGUCGACCCCAAUUUUCUGACAGUUGCAUUUAAUGAAGGUGAAUUCGAUAUCAAAAAUACGGAUUUAUUUUUGCUUGAUAUCCGAGUUGGCGAUAAAGUUGAACUAAGAGGUAAGAAAGUAAAAUACAUUGUUACAGGGUUAGGUUUCAAUGACAAGGCUGAUGACAUCAAGUGCAUGAGGGGUUUCAACCUAGUUUAUUUGAUCAAAUUUUCGAAAAGUAAGCUUAAAACGAAUCCUGAAGUAUCUAUCCCACUAUCUGAAAUAAUAAUGGAGUUUUCUGACUUUAUUAGACACCAACAAUUUAAUCAAGUUAUAAUUGACGGUAAGGACCGAUUAAAGGAUAACUACUUGAUUCUUUCAAACAUACUAGGUAAGUUACAAACAAUCCAUGAUGGUCCUGACAUGUUACCGAUUCAAAUUAAUGGUAAAUCAGACGAUAUUACAAGGAAGUUGACCAAAAGUCCGAUUAAGUUAAGUCGUUCAACUAGUUAUAGAGUUAGCCCAAGAAAGAAAAAUACCACAAUUGAUAAAGUCAGUAAUUUGUUUUCAGGUUGUUUAUUCUUGUUGACCAGUGUUGAAGAAGAAGAGAAGGAUGAAAUACAAUCUUUGAUUACCAAGCAUGAUGGAGUGAUUGUUGAAGAAAGUUUGAAUGAAAUAUUACAGUAUUAUAAAAUCAACUCAGGCAGCGUGGUAAUAAGGCUGGAUUUUUUGAAAAAAUUCAAAUUUGGGGCAAUUAUAGCUAGCAACCAUUGUCGAAGUGCAAAAUAUUUGCAAGGACUAGCAAUUGGGUGGCCUAUCUUAUCAAGAUUAUUUAUAUAUGACUGUGUUAAGAAUCAUCUAAAAUUCAGCCAUUGGCCGAUUUACCUAUUACCGGCUGGUCAAUCAACAUACUUAAACAGUAUUAAAAGUCUCGAUGUUUAUAAAUUUCGAUAUAACUAUGAGGUGAAGAAGAAUUUUUUAAUUGAUCAACUACAAAAUAAU